Drosophila willistoni is the source of this 791-nucleotide messenger RNA. RefSeq lists its product as uncharacterized. The transcript has 2 exons. The coding region runs from base 1 to 753 and encodes 250 amino acids. The record is from RefSeq and is a predicted model, not a curated record. Lineage: Eukaryota; Metazoa; Arthropoda; Insecta; Diptera; Drosophilidae.
AUGGUUGAAUACGGCAUGUUUUUGAAUAUUAGAUAUAAGGUGGACCCUACCGUGAGCGAGGAAAGCUCGGAAAACACAUCAUCAGGGUCCCUGUUCGAUGCAUGCGGAAUGGUCCCAUGCGAUAUUAAAUCUCGUGCUUCUAGUUCAGAUGAGGAAGAUGAUCAGCCAAUGGACAAAGAAGCAAGCAAUGAUGCACCAUUCGUUGAUAUUCUCCCGGAAAACAGGCCAUUUGUUGUUGUCAUCUCGGCGUCCGCCUGCAACAACAGAGACUUCUGCAAACUAUUGAAUGAAUUUUUUAAAAGCUUUGCUGGAUACAGAAACGUAAGAUGCCUAAAGUUCAAUAAAGAAACACCGGUUCAAGAAUAUAGUGGAAGGCUAUACGUUGCGACAGCAGACGAGAGUACGAUAGAUUGGGUGCUGGGUGUCAUCUGCAAAAAAGAUAACUACGAAGCUGUUCCCCUUACGGAAUUUCUACAUCUCUUACCAGCUCGAGUCAUAGUGCCCAAAGUAGAAAAAUGCUUAAGUAAAAUCUUUGAUAUGCUCGAACGACAAAAUAAUGGUAUACAAACAUAUAAAUGGUCUGUUAUCGAUAGAAACGAUUUGGAUCCAUGCUCCAACGAUAAUAUUACGAAAGUAUGCGUUAAUGAAGCGAUCGAUCUAUACAUGGACGCUGACAGUAUUGAGACUAUUAAAAACAGAUGCUAUCAGUUGAGAUAUCUUUUCUGGGUAGUCAAAUUCAUGUUUUGCGAGUAAUUGUCAAAUUAACAUAUAUUUUAUUAUAUUUCAUUAUA